AAGCCGUUUCUCAAACGUUGUUUUUAAAAACGCGCCUUGUUUGCAUAAAGUGUACUCCGCGACUCCCCCAUUUUGCCGGACGAGUUGUAACAUUCCGCGGUGCGCGAUACUCUCGCUUGUCCCUCUUUGUCCGGUUAGCGACAGAAGGCCAUGAUAAUUAUGGCAAAAAAAUUUGCGUUUUUGAAUGAAUUAUAGUUGAAUGGUGGAUCAACAAGCAUACACCGAGUGAGGACUGGUUUGCUGGCAAUGACACACCAAUGAGAGUUUCAAUUUAAAAGGACAGCAGAGCGAGCAACGGAGAAAAGAAAGGGUACAGUUUGCUUCCAAGACAGUCUGCAAGAUGGCUAGCUAUCUUCAGUGGCAUGCUAACGUUAGCUAGCAAGCUAAUGUUAGCAUAGUAAACAACAGGUUUUUUUUCCCCAAGAAAAAAAAAAACACAUGGUCGACUGCUUUGCCUCAUAAAAAUGCUGUGAUAAGUGAAAAAUCGAGUGCACGUUUUCACACAUGAACGUAGCGAGGUGCGUCACAGUGCGGGUUAAAUGUUCCGGGUGAAGUCUCUGAGCGCUGCUAGCGAGCCACAUUGAGUAACGUGGCUAGCUGGUUAGCCACGGUAGUUACUAGCUCGCGUUAGCUAGCUGGUCGACUUCUCCUCUCCACACAUCUGUAAGUGAUCAUUUUUUUUAGAGAGAGAGGCAGAGGGAGGUGGGGUGCUCUGUAACUUGUUCGUACUUUGGCAGUCAAAGCCAGGUAGCGAGCGAUCAGUUUCAUCCCAGCUCGUAGUAGAAACUGGCUCGUAAACGGAGGCGAACUUCUAAAUAACGUGAAGCAGCUCCGUUUCUUUUUCUUUUUUUUAUAAACCUGACGCUUAUUUGGUGACCAAAUCCCGGCGUGACAGACCACCGAAAGAUUUGCAGCUGGAAAAAAAAAGGAGUUUGCAGACCUGGGCCGAUCUAGUUAAAUAAUACGUGUUCUAGUCAUUGCUGUGAUGAAAAGCGUUUUAUUGACAUGACCUGAAGGCAGAUUCCACCUACUCAUAGGCUCAUAGCCUUCAAGACGUCGUCAUUUUUUUUAAACUUUUUUUUUCUUGCAUAUGAACGGUGAUAUGCCACUUCACCGACAGUCAUAUUAGCUAAUGGCUGCCGAAUCGGGGAGACUACUGGCGGGACAAGGAAAACGAAGCAAAGCUUCACAGAUGAAGAGCCCGGAGAAGAAGAAGGCGAGGAAAUCCACCACUCAGGCGGCGGGGUUCUCCCACCUCACUGAGUUUGCACCCCCUCCCACCCCCAUGGUGGACCACCUAGUCGCCUCCAACCCCUUUGACGAUGACUACUCAUCAUCCCGACCUAGCGGGGCAGGUGGACCAGCCAGCGCUCCGUUUCUUCCCAGCCCAGGCGCAGGCGGAGGAGGUGGGUAUGGAGGCGGCGGCGGCAGAAUUGCCGGAGGCAUGGGCUUCAUGGGAGGCCCCGGAGGACCAGGCGGCGGCCAGCCCGGGCGGAGGCCACCAUUCGGCCCUCCAGCCAACGCUGGACCUCACCACCAGCUUGGCUUUGGAGGGAUGCCUGGCUUCGGAGGUGGUGGCGGGGGAGGCAGCGGGGGAGGAGGCGGAGGCGGCGGAUUCCCCCCUGGUGGCCCUGCUCAGUUCAAUAUGCCACCAAACUUCAGCCCCCCCAUGCACCCGGGGCCAGGUUUCAAUCCCAUGUUGUCUCCAGGGGGUAUGGGAGGUCCCGGAGGAGGGGGGCCACCCCACCCUCGGUUCGGCAUGCCUCCGCAGCAGCAGCACGGACAGGGUGGACACCCGUUCAACAGCCCACCCUUGCCUGGUGGCGGAGGCCCUAGGGGGCCCCCACAUGGCCCACUGCCUCCCAUGGGAGGAGGCAUGGGUCCUGGGAUGAACAUGAUGGGUGGAAUGGGUGGUGGUCCCGGAGGCAACAUGGUGGGAGGCUUGCCAGGUAUGCCCCCUCAAGGACAGUUCCCUCCCUCACAGGAUGGCCCCUACCCUGGCCCCAGUCCACCAGGACCGGGCAACGAGGAUGGAAAGAACUUUGGUGGUGGAGGGCCACCGCCCGGCCCUCAGCAGCAACAGCAACAGCAGCAACAGCAGCUUAACCUUAAUCCCAACGGCCCCCCUCCUAAUAAUGCCACUCCUGGCCCUCCUCCCAACUCUGGCCCCCCACAGCCCGGUGGAGGCUUUCCUGGCCACCCUGACAUCCAGCAGCCCAACGCCAACACACCUGGUCAGCCUCCCUCGGCACCACCCCAGCCUAACCCCAACUCUUCUCCUACUGGUCCCCUGAAUGGAUCAGGCCAGCCCCAGCAUCCACCACCUAGUCAGCUACAACCGCCCAACAAUACAAACACCCCCAACUCAAACAACUCUACCCAGCAGCAGCAGCAGCAACAAUCCACUCCACCUAACUCUGCCCCUGGCUCCACCCCUUACAACCAGCAGAACAACACUCCUGGUGCUGGUGGUCCCAUGCCAAAUGCAGCCUCCAAUUCAGGUCAGAACAACAUGACCAACAACAAUGGAGGCAACACUCCUGGCAGCAACCCAAAUCCCCCCUCUAACUCCACCUCCACCCCGAACACCCAGUCUCCACUGCCCCCUGGCCCCGCUGCCCCCUCGACUGGGCCCGGUUCUGGCCCUGGAAAACUUGGUGGCCCCGGGAUGGUGUUCCCUUGUGGGCUCUGUUUGGCGGAGGUGCACGACGAUCAAGAUGCCAUCCUGUGCGAGGCAUCGUGCCAACGCUGGUUCCACCGCGACUGCACGGGCCUGACAGAGCCAGCGUACGGGCUGCUGACUCGAGAGAGCGCUGCUGUUUGGGCCUGUGACUUCUGCAUCAAGACCAAGGACAUCCAGGCGGUGUUUGUGCGCCAGGGAUUAGGCCAGCUGGUGGCAGCUAAUGAGAGUUGAGGAGUGGAUGACAGAGGAGCAGCGUGGAGAAUGCUACGCAUGAGGACAAAUAGAGACAUUCUUUGCUCUGGUCUAAUUGAAUGACCUGUGUGUGUCAUGCCAGCUACUUGCCCAACUUUCUCUUGACUAGCCCUUUACUUGUUCACUACACAGAGAAACACACUCAUUGACAUUCAUGCUUAUAUAUAGCACUUUGAGUGACUCUAGACAAAUGCUUUUUCCUCCCUCCCUCCCCCCUAAAGGAGAAACUCAUGAUGAAUGUUAAACUACACAGUCCUUCAGACAUCUAGCCUGCCAACCAGCAAAGCACUGACACCAACACACUACCUCACACACUUUGUGACUGACUGGCACGGAGGCUCCCGCACUGACUGACUGUGAUUGACUGACCACGCUCACGCCCCACACGAGUGGGAUGAUAUUUUAAACACACACACAUACACAAAGCCACGUUAAGCCCCAUUGUGUAUCGACAGAUUGGCUCAAAGGAUUUUUGUCACGGCUUGAACUGAAACAGAAAUGAUGCAUCAGAUCUUAAGAUGUGAAAAAAUAAUUGGAAGAGUGCCUGAAAAUCAAAAAAAAAAAAAGGGUUUCAUCGUUCGAUUCACAGCUUUAUUUGCCAUCGAAACGCUCCAUUCUAGCACUACCCUGCCACAUUUUUAGCCUUUUUUUUUACUGCAACGCAAGCGAAAAGAAAAUGGAAAAACACAUCAGUAUGUCGUAAAACACAGAUCAGCGGGGAAAGAAAUCAAAUUCUAUUCUUUCGUCAAGACGUACACCUGCACACACACUUACACACACUUACACACACAUUGACCCCGUACUACUUCUGUCUGUCAUUUUGUACCCAGUGCUGAUUAAUCCAAAGGGAGAGAGCCGGGCUGAGAUUUCAUCCGUACCUCCUCGCAGAGAGGAUUCUACCACCAAAAUAUUUGUAAAUAUGAUGAGGACAUAACAUUUGUCUGGAACUCCCAUCAGUUGUGUGAACACGCCAGAGAGUUGACCAAUGAACAAAAUAAUAAGUUGGACUCGUGUGUCUUGGUUGUAUACAGUAUGACGUUUUGGGUUUUUAUACCGUACAUUUAAGUCGAUCAUUUUCUUUCUCUCUCUCUCUCUCUCUGCAGUACACAUGAAUUGUGAAAUCAGUGCUUUUUGGAUGGUGUUGGCAUAGCAAGUAGUGACAUCAUGUCAUAUCAGAUGUGCAUAGUCCAUUUUUUUUUUUCCAAGAAAAAAAGAAGAGAAAAAAACCAAGGGAGGGGGGUGCAUGUGAACCAAUGCAGUAACUGUCUGAUCUGUUUAUGUUUAUAUUCUGGCCUCUGCCUUGAAAGAGGCCUUGAAGUAGACCAAAUAACUUAAAGAGCGAAAAAUACCCAUUUUUCACAUUUCUGUCACGGUAUAAGGUGUUUAUAACUAUUCUUCCUUCUCUCUUUCCUUCGUUUUCUUUACUCAAUGUCCAAGUUGCCUUUCUGUUCUUGCUCUCUCAGCUGUUCCUUUUUGAUUUUUUGUACUGGUUAUUUGUGCUGUGCUCUUUUGCUUUGCUCUGGCGCCUCCUGGUGGAACCCGGAGGAACCAGUGAGUCCCACACCAGGUGGGGAAGGGAAAGGUACUGAACUCUGAAGUAAAGACAGAUUUUUUUUGUA
Molecule: messenger RNA, 4554 nt
Organism: Larimichthys crocea (large yellow croaker)
Lineage: Eukaryota; Metazoa; Chordata; Actinopteri; Sciaenidae
Gene: pygo2
Product: pygopus homolog 2 (Drosophila)
Exons: 3
Coding region: 1133-2914 (593 amino acids)
Source: RefSeq, a predicted model, not a curated record